This is a messenger RNA of Aspergillus calidoustus, 1833 nucleotides long. NCBI's taxonomy places the organism in Eukaryota, Fungi, Ascomycota, Eurotiomycetes, Eurotiales, Aspergillaceae. The record is from the annotation of a GenBank genome assembly.
AUGGCAAUCACAAACGAAUCGAUCUGGGCCGCCAGCCCGUCCACUGCGCGGGGUCAGCCCACCCAGCUCUCCUCCGAUGCGAAAGGGGAACGCCUCGCAUAUGCGUCGAAUAAAUCCAUCUUCGUACGUUCGAUUGACGACCCGGCAGUCGCACGGCAAUACACCGAACACAAAACACAGACCACAGUCGCCCGGUUCGCCCCGUCUGGAUUCUAUGUCGCUAGUGGAGAUGCUAGUGGUAUAGUCCGAGUGUGGGACUGUGUCGGCGAUGGACUUACAAAGGGCGAAUACAGCAUUGUUAAUGGCCGGAUCAACGACAUUGCUUGGGACGGCGAUUCUCAGCGCAUCAUCGCCGUCGGAGAUGGAAAGCAAAGAUACGGGCAUUGCAUUACCUGGGAUAGCGGAAACACUGUCGGCGAGAUUCGCGGCCAUACUCAGCCCAUCAAUACUGUUUCGAUUCGUCAACAACGACCAUUGCGCGCUGCCGCGGCUGGUGAUGACAUGAACAUGGUCUUUUAUCACGGAGCGCCGUUUAAAUUUAACAACGGCAUUCGUGACAAGCAUACUAACUACAUAUAUGGCGUUGGCUUCAGCCCCGAUGGCUCGACAUUAGUCAGUGUCGGUGCCGACAGAAAGAUCUGGUUGUAUGACGGCAAGACUGGGGAGGCUAAAGGUCAAAUUGGAGAAGGCGAGCACAAAGGAAGCAUCCUCGCUGUUUCGUGGUCCAAAGACUCACGCAAGUUCGUCACAGCAAGUGCGGAUAAGACCGUCAAGAUAUGGGACGUGGAAGCUGGCAAGGCCAUUCAGAACUGGUAUAUUGGUGGCGAAGGAAGUACAAACGUUCAGGAUCAACAGGUUGGCGUGGUCUGGCCCCCAGGCAGGAGCGACAACUUGCUCAUUAGUUUGUCACUAAGCGGUGACCUGAAUUACCUUGUUGAAGGCACACCAGAGCCAAGACAAGUCGUCCACGGCCAUCAAAAGAACAUCACAUCUUUGACCACAUUUGGCUCGGGUGGAGAUGAAACACUAUGGACUGGAAGCUUCGAUGGAAGAGUGUGCAGUUGGAAUGUUCCAAAGGGAACCGCGGAGGACAUUGAAGGAGAUCGUCACCCUUCCUACAUCGCAGGUCUCGCACCAACCCAGGAAGGCACAGGGAGAAUAUACAGUGUUGGAUGGGAUGAUACUAUUCGUUCGAUCGACGUCGGAGCCAAAACUUACACCGGCACUUCGUCAAAGUUGUCUGGACAGCCCAAGGCCAUUGCCGCUGGAAACGCAACUGUCUUGGUGGCGACGCCCGAAACGGUUGAGAUUCACAAAGACGGUCAAAAAGUAGGAGAUUUCAAGGCGGACUCUGUCACUGCUGUGGCUUCGCAUGGCAACAUAGCAGCGAUCGGACGCGAAGACGCCACAGUCCAGAUUUGCGACAUCUCGGGGUCCACAUUGACACCAAAGAGGGAUAUCAAGGGAUCCCAAGACCCCGUGUCUGUCCUUGCUUUCUCACCGGAUGGCUCCAAUAUUGCUAUCGGCGACUCGCGUGGUCGUGUGCUUGUGUACAAAGUUGCCGACGGCAGCUUGGUGGUUGACCGUUGGACAGCGCACACGUCUCGAAUCACCUCCAUUGCAUGGAACAGCAAUGGCACCCACGUUGCCAGCGGUGGCUUGGACACAAAUAUAUUCGUUUGGAGCUUGACAACACCAGGGGACUGGCUGCAAGUGUCACAUGCCCACAAGGAGGGAGUCAACGGUGUCGCAUGGAUUGCUGGCGGCUCCAAAAUUGCCUCUGCUGGUGUGGAUGCAGCGGUCAAGGUGUGGCAGGUCGAGGGAUUGAGAUAG